AUGGCUCCCCUCCUCAGUCGCAAAAGCGACUGCAUCUACCUCCUGUUCUUCGCGACUCAUGUGCCUAUCAUCUUCCUCAUCGACACCGUGCCUCUGCAGCCCGCGUGGUUGCAGACGGACCUCUCGGGACAAUUGCGUGAUUUCUACAUUACCAAUUACCGAGACAAGUUCUUUGAGUUCCCAGCGCCGGGCUGGUUCAAUACCUUCAUUUGGAUGGAAUUGCUCUACCACGUCCCCGCCAGCCUGUGGGCCGUGUGGGGGUUGAUUAAAGACCACCCCCUGGUCCCGGUGCACUUGCUCGUCUUUGGCAUCCAGGCCUUCGUCACCUCGAUUACCUGCUUGGUCGACGUAUGGAGCUGGCCAGAUCGUUCGGUGGCCGAGAAACAACAGCUGACGACCCUGUACGGUCCCUAUGUGGCACUAGGUGAGUGGUCCCAGGAGUCUCCGGAGUCCGCUGGCGCCUUUUCUGCACCUCUCGACCAACCCACGGGAACCCAACUGACGAGCCUCUCUUCAGGCGCCUGGAUGGCCUUCGACAUGGUCACCCGAUUGCGUGCUCGGUUACUGCCUAAAUGCAAACACGAAUGA
This is a messenger RNA of Penicillium macrosclerotiorum, 588 nucleotides long. RefSeq names its product EXPERA domain-containing protein. The coding region runs from base 1 to 588 and encodes 195 amino acids. NCBI's taxonomy places the organism in Eukaryota, Fungi, Ascomycota, Eurotiomycetes, Eurotiales, Aspergillaceae. The record is from RefSeq and is a predicted model, not a curated record. The transcript has 2 exons. Gene Ontology annotation, cellular component: endoplasmic reticulum.